This is a messenger RNA of Belonocnema kinseyi, 1196 nucleotides long. Its product is annotated as zinc finger imprinted 3-like. The record is from RefSeq and is a predicted model, not a curated record. Gene Ontology annotation, molecular function: DNA-binding transcription factor activity, RNA polymerase II-specific; RNA polymerase II transcription regulatory region sequence-specific DNA binding. Bases 1 to 747 code for a protein of 248 amino acids. Gene Ontology annotation, cellular component: nucleus. Lineage: Eukaryota; Metazoa; Arthropoda; Insecta; Hymenoptera; Cynipidae. Gene Ontology annotation, biological process: regulation of transcription by RNA polymerase II. The transcript is spliced from 3 exons.
AUGUCAGUUACAGGCCAAGAAUAUUAUUCGCACCUAACUACAAAACCAGAAUGUAUACCAAAAUAUGAGACAAUAUCAGGUACCACUGAAAUUUAUCUUCCCAAUCGUCCAGAAGACAAGACUUUGAUUAUAUAUGACGAUGCCGAAACUUCGCAAAUUACGGAAGAAAUAAUUGAAAUUGGAAAUAAGUAUGACAAAACUUUGGACAUCCAGGAUGAAAUGAUCCAAGAUCGAGAGACGAAAGAAGUUACGCGCCGAAGAUUUAAUAAAAAAUAUGAUGCCAAAGUAUGCAGCGUAGAUUUAGGAGAAUAUAUUUUAGCUAGUAACAUAAAGCAUCAGAGUCAAAAGCAGCAGAAAAUUAAAAAUUUAGAACCGGAAAAUAAAUACAAAUGCAAAAAAUGUGCCCGAAGCUAUAAAGAGAAAAAGAAUUUGACAAAUCAUACUAAAUACGAAUGCGAUGUCACGCCACAGUUUGCAUGUAAUUUCUGCGGAAAACGAUUCAAACAAAAAAGUAACAUGAAUCGCCACGUAGGCCUUGUACAUCUUAAGUCAAACGCACAGAUAUCUAAAAUGAAGUAUAAUUGUAAUAAUUGUAAACGGAGUUACAGUUCCUUAGGUACUUUAAAUCGACAUAAACGUGAAAUACAUGUAGGUGUCAAACGACAAUUUAUUUGCGAUUAUUGUGGACACAAAGCAAGUCAGAAAUGUUACUUGGCAGUACACAUUUAUUCUCGCCAUCACAAAUAAUUUAGUAGCCGAAACUUUAAUGAUUAUAAUAUGUAUCAUGCUAGUUGAUAUCUCAAGGCAACAUAAAAAAAUUACAAUACAUAUCCAACCAAGUUAAUUUUUUGCAAACAUUUAGAACAUACAGCUGACAAGCCACAAUCUCUUUAAGAUAUUUUAUGUCCAGAUAAUGCCAACCCACAGCAAUUCACGUUUGCCAAAACUUUUGAGUUCACAAAAAAUUGUGAAAAAUGAUUAGGGUGACUUAAAUUAUUUCUGUGGAGAGUCAAACCAUUAUUUUCUCCGCCCCCACGAUACAGGGUUGUGUUCACGCACUUUUGCAAGUUUUAUGUAAAAUUCAAUAUUUUCGAACUGUGACUUGCCGUAGUGUAACUUGCUGGGAGUUUGCAUGACUCAAACCCGAUAUUUGUGGUAACCCGCGUGAUAAAAUUUUGCAUGGCUCAAGCAUGGCA